AUGGCCCAAUAUCUCCGGAAGAUGGGAAAAAUCCCUAAUUUUGGACCCCUAUUCCUUUCUUCUUCUCACGCUGCCUUCACGCCGAGGGAGGCCUACGCGUGGAGAGAAAACGCGACACCGCCUUCUACUUCUUCCUCCUUCACCAACGGCCGGCGACCACCUCCGUUCAACCACCGCCGCCGGCCGGUCGCCAUCUCCUUCCCUCUCCGAUUCACACCGCAGCCAAGAAGCUUCUUCUUCUCGGCUUCUCAUGCUCCAAACACUACUUCGCCGCAAGCCGACAACCCCUUCCUCUUCGGGUUAGAGGAGGAAGGUUCGAUUCUUCCAUCAUCAUCAGCGAUUUCUUCCACAUCUUCACAGAUCGCAGCUAGGGCACGCGACUUCACUUCCGGCGCCCAUACUCUUCGUUCCGGCAAGCAUACAGCCACCUCUCCUCUUCGGGUUAAGAAGAGGAGAGUAUACCACCUAUUCCGGACAGCACCUUCGCCGACGGGCAGCAGCUUCCUUCCAACUCCCAUUUGUUCACACAUCGAGUCAGAUUUUGGUGCCACUGAAAGACAAGGUGUGAGACUUUACUAUGGAGCUAGAAACCUUCAGAGAAUGACAUAUCAGGAAAGUUUCAAGGACUGGGAAUCAAUUGGAGUCAAAAUAAUACCUAUUCUGUCCCAACCUGAUGAAAGAUGGAGUGGCGAAAGAGGAUAUGUACAGGAAUUAUGUUGAGGCUCUGUUUGAUGAACUUGUAGAAAGUACAAGAAAGCUGAUAAAAGCAACUUCUAGAGAGAUUGAGAAAUGGAGAUAAAAUGGCAAAUAUGUUGCUCUUCUCCAUGUAAAGGCGUACAGAACUAUCCAACCUUUAAUUUCUUACGUCGUUAAGAAAAAUUAAUUGAAUAUUUAAAGAUUGUUAAGUCAGACUACUAGUGGCACGUUUUUUGUGUUUUUUUUCCCUUUGAUUUGGUUGUGGUGCAACUUUAAAUCAUUUCUUUUUCUCCACGUUGUAUUAUUGAAAUGGUUGAACUGAAUUUGAUGGUGAUGCUUCCUCAACCUCAACUGAGAUGGAAAAAGAAUUUUGAUAACAAGGCUUUUCACAGUUUAUGCAGAUGCCUUGC
This is a messenger RNA of Zingiber officinale, 1106 nucleotides long. RefSeq lists its product as uncharacterized. Gene Ontology annotation, molecular function: oxidoreductase activity. NCBI's taxonomy places the organism in Eukaryota, Viridiplantae, Streptophyta, Magnoliopsida, Zingiberales, Zingiberaceae. The transcript is spliced from 5 exons. The coding region runs from base 1 to 720 and encodes 239 amino acids. The record is from RefSeq and is a predicted model, not a curated record.